This is a messenger RNA of Capsaspora owczarzaki ATCC 30864, 1002 nucleotides long. RefSeq lists its product as hypothetical. The record is from RefSeq and is a predicted model, not a curated record. The coding region runs from base 1 to 1002 and encodes 333 amino acids. NCBI's taxonomy places the organism in Eukaryota, Filasterea, Ministeriida, Capsasporidae. Gene Ontology annotation, molecular function: protein binding. The transcript has 9 exons.
AUGCUGUCUUAUGAGAGCAUGACGGAGAGACAGCGCGAGUUUCUGGACCGGAUACGGAUUGGCGGCGCCGAAGCUCAAGCGAUUGCCGAAGCACUCAAAGUGAACACAAAAUUGACUUCGCUCAAUUUGUGGAGCAAUCAGCUUGGCGAGGCUGGAGCACAGGCGAUUGCUGUGGCACUCAAAGUGAACAAGACGUUGACUGCGCUCGAUCUGCAACUGAAUCAGUUAGGCGAUGCUGGAGCGCAGGCGAUUGCUGAGGCACUCAAGGUGAACACGACGCUGACUUGGCUCAGUCUGAAUGAUAAUCUCAUUGGCGAUGCUGGAGCGCAGGCGAUUGCUGAGGCACUCAAGGUGAACAAGACGGUGACGCUACUCGACCUUGACUAUAAUUGCAUUGGCAUUGUUGGUUCUCAAGCGAUCCAUGAGGCAUGCAAAGACAAAAGCGGAUUUCGCCGACUCCUCCACGAUCAGAUCAACCCUCUUGCGUUUUCCUUACUUCCACGAUUGGCGAGUGCUGAAGACAUCCAAGAAGUGCUCGGCAUGCUGACCAGCGGGUUGGAGCUGCAGAACCAGCCCCCAUCUCUUCCAGCGCUACCAACCGAGAUUGCCGAGCUCAUUAUGGACAAGGCGCAUUACUGGCAAGGCGUGCAGAAGACCUAUCGAUUGUGGACUGACGAGAGACCCAGUUCUCUCAAAGUCAGACUGCCUCAAGGAGAUUCAAUCCGUGUGAAAGCAAUUCAAGUUCUUCGUGACUGGAAGCGUCCCAAUAACAUCGGUGACUGUGCCUUCGAUUUGACUGUCCGAGAUGAAAAAGGUGCUGUUCACACUCCGACGACAGCCAAGCUGAUGCCUGACUAUCACGCCUGUGUUUGUGUUGGAUGUGUUGAUGAGAUGAUUGCGCGUCAAGACAAGUGCUUGAUCUGCCGCAACAUCCCGGCCUCGCAUUUCCAGGGUACUUUCAACCAGCUCCGUGGGCGGCCUUCGGUUGUGCGAACAGUCUGA